AGGUAGCGGGCCGCGGAGCCGCCUCCGGAUUGGCGGGCUGCGAGGGGGCGUGCCCGCCCUGCCCCCCGCCUCAGCCGGGCAGGCCCGCGACGCCAUCUUGGCUGGAAAGUUUGGAGUUUCCGAGGGAGGGACGGAGAGAGCGGAAGCCCCCACGGACGCCGCCGCGGGAAGCGAAGGGAGGGCGGCCGGGACCGCGGCGGGAGCCUCCGCGUGACUGAGCCGCUCGCGGGCCCAGCGCAGGAGCAGAGCCGGUGCCCGGGCGGAGGCGGUGCCGCUGCGCUCCUUCUGGGCCAGCCUGAGUGGGGGGAAGCGGAGCUCGGCGGCGGCGGAGCCCCUCCCCUCCCCUCCCCUCCCGCGGCCCCGCCAUGCCUGUCAAGAAACAAGACACCCAGCGAGCCUUGCGCCUUCUGGAGGACUACCGCGCCAAGCUGAGCCAGGUGGAGGACAAGCAGCUGAGAAACUCUGUGGAACGGGUCAUCGGCAUCUUCCAGAGCAACCUCUUCCAGGCAUUAAUAGAUAUUCAAGAAUUUUAUGAAGUGACUUUACUCGACAAUCCCAAAAGUAUUGAUCACUCGAAGCAAAUUGAAUUUGUACAGCCCGUGAAUACAUGGGACUUUUCCAGCCUUCCAAGCACAACGGUGACUUCUGAAACACUGCCAAGCAGCCUUAGUCCAGCCACAGAGAAAUGCCGCUUUCAAGAAGACGCUGAUGCUGACGACCCUCCUUCACUAGAGCAUGGCUCUCCCCGGGAAGCUCCCGGCGAGUCAGCUGCCCCAGAGCUUGUGCAUGUGUCUCAGAAGAGCCUCUCUCAAAUUGAGAGCGUGCGUGGAUUUGUUUCCCACUCUCACAUUUCUCCAGUCAAGAUACCAGAAGCUGUUCCUCUCUCUCUUCCCACUGUCUCUGUCCUGCCAGUCCCUGCUGAGACCACGCUCAUCCCAUCUUCCAUAUCACAGGCAAACCCCCCUCCAGUGGUGGUGAACACAGAAACUUCAGAGACACCAACCUAUGUCAAUGGCACAGAUGCAGACUAUGAAUAUGAAGAAAUUACGCUGGAAAGGGGCAAUUCGGGGCUUGGCUUUAGCAUUGCGGGAGGUACAGACAACCCACAUAUUGGGGAUGACACAAGUAUAUUCAUUACAAAGAUCAUCCCAGGAGGAGCUGCUGCGCAAGAUGGAAGGUUGCGGGUGAACGACUGCAUUUUACGAGUCAAUGAGGUGGAUGUCCGUGAUGUAACGCACAGUAAAGCUGUGGAGGCCUUGAAGGAGGCCGGCUCCUUGGUCCGGCUGUAUGUCAAGAGAAGAAAGCAAGUAACAGAGAAAAUUGUGGAGAUUAAGCUCGUGAAAGGCCCCAAAGCAGGUCUUGGGUUUAGCAUCGCUGGGGGUGUUGGAAACCAGCACAUUCCUGGAGACAACAGCAUCUACGUCACCAAAAUUAUUGAAGGAGGUGCAGCGCACAAGGAUGGCAAACUGCAGAUUGGAGACAAGCUUCUGGCUGUGAACAGCGUUUGCCUAGAAGAAGUUACACACGAAGAAGCAGUGACUGCCUUGAAAAACACCUCUGAUUUUGUUUAUCUGAAAGUCGCAAAACCCACCAGCAUGUUCAUGAAUGAUAGCUACACUCCUCCAGACAUCACCAACUCUUUUUCUCAGUCUGCCGACAACCACAUCAGCCCAUCCACUUACUUGGGACAGACCCUGCCACCAGCAUCACCAGGGAGAUAUUCCCCCAUUCCCAAAGGGAUGCUUGGCGAUGACAAGAUCACGAGGGAGCCACGGAAGUUGGUGCUCCAUCGAGGAUCCACAGGGCUUGGUUUCAACAUAGUGGGAGGAGAGGACGGGGAAGGCAUUUUUGUCUCAUUCAUCCUUGCAGGAGGGCCUGCCGACCUCAGUGGAGAGCUCAGAAGAGGAGACCGCAUCAUUUCAGUAAAUGGUGUGGACCUCAAAGCUGCAACUCAUGAAGAAGCAGCUGCUGCCUUGAAAAAUGCUGGCCAAGCUGUCACUAUUGUGGCUCAGUACCGUCCAGAAGAAUACAGCCGAUUUGAAGCUAAAAUACAUGACUUGCGAGAGCAAAUGAUGAACAGCAGCAUCAGCUCAGGAUCUGGGUCACUGCGGACGAGCCAGAAACGGUCUCUCUAUGUCAGAGCACUCUUUGAUUAUGACAAGACUAAGGACAGUGGCCUCCCUAGUCAGGGACUGAAUUUCCGGUUUGGUGACAUUCUCCAUGUCAUCAAUGCUUCUGAUGAUGAGUGGUGGCAGGCACGGCCCGUGAUGCCAGAUGGCGAGAGUGAUGAGCUUGGCGUCAUUCCCAGCAAGCGCAGGGUUGAGAAGAAAGAACGUGCCCGUUUAAAGACAGUGAAAUUUAAUGCUAAAGCAAGAGGCGACAAAGGGCAGUCAUUCAAUGACAAGCGUAAAAAGAACCUCUUUUCCCGAAAAUUUCCCUUCUACAAGAACAAGGACCAGAGUGAGCAAGAAACAAGUGAUGUUGAACAGCAUGUGACCUCCAAUGCCAGUGAUAGUGAAAGCAGCUACCGUGGCCAAGAAGAAUAUGUCUUGUCUUACGAGCCAGUCGCUCAGCAGGAAGUAAAUUACACGCGACCUGUGAUUGUUCUGGGACCUAUGAAAGACCGGAUCAAUGAUGACCUCAUCUCUGAAUUUCCUGACAAGUUUGGAUCCUGUGUUCCACAUACUACCCGACCAAAACGAGACUAUGAGGUGGACGGUCGAGAUUACCACUUUGUUACAUCCCGAGAACAAAUGGAAAAAGAUAUUCAGGAUCACAGGUUCAUUGAAGCUGGACAGUACAACAACCAUCUGUAUGGAACAAGUGUUCAGUCUGUGCAAGAGGUGGCUGAGAAGGGCAAACAUUGCAUUCUUGAUGUCUCUGGGAACGCAAUCAAGAGACUCCAAAUAGCCCAGUUGCACCCAAUCUCCAUUUUCAUCAAACCCAAAUCGGUGGAAAACAUAAUGGAAAUGAAUAAGCGAUUAACAGAUGAGCAAGCUCAGAAGACAUUUGAGAGAGCCAUGAAACUGGAGCAAGAGUUUACGGAACAUUUUACAGCUAUUGUGCAAGGAGACACAUUGGAAGAAAUUUACAAUCAAGUCAAGCAAGUCAUUGAGGAGCACUCCAGCCCUCACAUCUGGGUACCAGCGAAGGAGAAACUCUGAAGGCGACCAGCAGACCCCUGGCCCACACUGCCAUGACGGCCGCCUGCGCUUCCCACCUCCUGGCAGCUUCUCCUGCAUAGACCUCCCUGGAGCUGCCGUGCCCCCCCUGGGGCUCCUGUGGCAUUCUACACUCAGUGACCCUUGUUUUGUUUAGAUCGUUUUGAUUCUCACAAGCUGCUGGCGGACUGCCAUUUUCUUAAGGAUCAAAGUGCAGUGGCUUGUUCCACUAUCGUGGAUAGGAAGUGGAGAAUUAUAUGGUAAAACUCCUUAAUGUUUAAGGGAAAGUAUCCUUCAGAGAUUUUGAGAAAACAAAGCUUUAUAUACACCCUUUUAAAUAUUUCCUAACAAAAGAAAAGUGGUCUUAAUGAUGUAAAUUGUGAGCAAUUUUGCACGCUUAACUUUACUAGCAUGGUUUGAUCUGCGGGAGGUGGGGGUUGGCGCCAGGAUUUAUUUUUGUAGUUUUUCUGUUGUUCACAGCAAAUUCAUUUUAAUAAUGAAACUUUUAUCCAAAUGUCCAAGAUAAUGUACACUUAAUUGCCAUUAUUUCACAAGGGAAAACCCAUUUUCAUAAGAAUAUUCUUUAUAGUCUAUUCUUUUCCAUUUUUUAAUAUAUAUUUUUUGCUGAUGCCGUUGUUAGGGAUGAGAAUAUCUCAUAUUUUUAAACUAGCACAUACAAGACUAUUUGGAGUGUCUUACAGAUACUGUUGGUUGAUAAGAGUCAUUACAUUUUUGAAUUGGAGUACAAUUUAGGUGCUUAAAAAGCUUGUACUUCAUGUAGAAAUGAUUUAUUUUGUUCUGAAAAUAUUCUGAAAGAUUAUCAUAAAAGUCUGAUUCAGAGUCUGAAAUAUAAAUACAUUCUUAGAGGCCAGAUUUUAAUGAAUAUUUUACCUGCAAUAACUGCCUAUUUUGU
This is a messenger RNA of Rhineura floridana, 4074 nucleotides long. It is a transcript of the gene DLG1, whose product is annotated as discs large MAGUK scaffold protein 1. Gene Ontology annotation, biological process: neurotransmitter receptor localization to postsynaptic specialization membrane; chemical synaptic transmission. Gene Ontology annotation, cellular component: neuron projection; neuromuscular junction; postsynaptic density membrane. Gene Ontology annotation, molecular function: kinase binding. Bases 366 to 3164 code for a protein of 932 amino acids. NCBI's taxonomy places the organism in Eukaryota, Metazoa, Chordata, Lepidosauria, Squamata, Rhineuridae. The record is from RefSeq and is a predicted model, not a curated record. The transcript is spliced from 25 exons.